Messenger RNA from Plasmodium coatneyi, 6495 nucleotides. RefSeq names its product MAEBL. The coding region runs from base 1 to 6495 and encodes 2164 amino acids. The record is from RefSeq and is a predicted model, not a curated record. NCBI's taxonomy places the organism in Eukaryota, Apicomplexa, Aconoidasida, Haemosporida, Plasmodiidae. The transcript is spliced from 5 exons.
AUGACGCUGUACAGCUUUUUAGCCCUUGUGGCAUUUUGUUGUAUUUGUAAAGCGAAGCAUAUAGCAAAUCCUCAGAAGGAGUUUAUGGACAGAUUUGACAUAGCCAAGAAUCACAUAAACAUAAGAUGGUCUACAAAUGGUAUGUUAGGAGAAGGGGACUAUAAAUAUGAUAUAGAUGAUGAGGAGAAUGCAGACUCUAAGCUUAGCACACAGAGUAUGACAGGAACCUGCCCAAAUGGUGAAGUCCAUGGAAUGUACAAGGGUAGCUGUCCCGAUUACGGGAAAACAUUCAUGAUGGGUCUAAACGGAGAUGAGUAUAGUGAAGAUUUUUUAAACGAAAUUAGUUUCGGUUUGUUGAAUAAGAAAUUGAAUCUUUCAAUAGAAAUUCCAGUGGAGGAAAGUGGAAUGGCCAUGUACCAAGGCCUCUUUGAGCGUUGUCCUUUGGACGAAAAUCAUAGUUUGCUGAUAAGGAAGGAAGAAGCAUAUGAUAUGUGUUUUAGACGAAUUUACAGUCAUAUGCAAUCCGCUGGAAGAAAUAAUAAACGUACGUUGAGGAAUAAAUACUUACACUUUGGAUGGCACGGAUUAGGAGGUCGAUUCGGGUCGAAUAUGAAUUACCCCUUACAUGAUUAUAAUCCGUCGGAAAGUCAUGUGACUAGAAGAAUGAGCUUCUCAGGUUUAAUAAAAGAUUUGUCCGACUGUUCUAUUUAUUCCCAUUGUAUGGGUCCCUGUUUUGACAAAGAUUUUAAUAAUGCAUGUUUUCGAAGUUUACCCGUUGUUUUUAACCACAGAACAAAGGAGUGUGUUAUCCUAGGUACACAUGAAGGAAGUAGAAGAAGAAAUUGCCUGUCUGAAAAUUCAUAUGGUUUUGAAAGAUGUUUCGUGCCAACGAAAAAGGAAGCAGGGAAAGAAUGGACAUACGCAUCGUCCUUCUUGCGUCCAGAUUAUGAGACGAAAUGCCCUCCAAGAUUUCCAUUAAAUGAUACAGUAUUUGGCUACUACAAUGAUAGCACUGGUGAAUGCAAAUCUGCUGUAAAGAAUGAGCGUGAUAGUUAUAAGUCAACUUUUAGAAGUUGUAUUGAAGGACUAUUCAAUCAUCCUGAGAGGGAUAGCGAAAUUCGCAGAGAUAAUUUCUUAUGGGGGAUUUGGGUUUUAGAAGGUAGUUCCAAAAAAUUAAAUUCCAUGGAUGACAUUGGAAUGUGUUCCAUUUUGAGGGAGAAGCCAAAUUGUGUCUUGAAAAAGGAAAAGCACUAUUCCUUUACGAACCUGACGGCGAAUUCCUUUGAUUUCGAGCAAAAAGUGACGUAUCCACAGGUGGAGGAGAUGCAUGAACAGGACGAUGAAAUGAGUAAAUUUGGAAAAAUCGCAUCGGACGGAGGGGAAGAAAAAACAGAUUUAAGCGAAAUGGAUAGGAGGGAAAAAACGCGAAACGGAGAUAAAGAAGCAGAACAGACAGAAGCAUAUCGAAUUUUGCAGAAGAGGAAAACAGGAAUAAAUGAACACACGGGAUUGAGCAUGAAAAAUCUUAACUAUAUGCCUUCCGUGCAGAGGAGUCACGAAUCAACACAUACAAAUGGGGACGAUUCUAUUUAUAGAAGCAAGGGUGAACCUAUAAGUCAAAUGCUUGAACUGAAUCAGUCUUCCAGGAGUUAUUUGCACAAUCCAGGUGUUCGUAGCAGGGGAAGAUACCAAAUUCCGUAUGUGCAAUCCGCCAGAAUAAAUAACAGGUCAGCCUCUCAGAAUGGAGCAAAUAUCAAUUCCGAAUUGUCGAGAAAUCCUCAAGCUAAAUUUAUGGAAAGAUUCGAUAUUCCAAAAAAUCAUAUUUUUAUCGAUUGGAAAAAGGAAGGAAAUUUCGGAGAGGGUAUUUUCAAGUAUGAUGUUUUAUCGAAUAAAACUGCUGGUACCGCUCAGUCCCUAUUAAUUGAUAAUUAUAAUGACGUCUGUCCAAAUCAUUCAAUUCCAGGAAGGGCACAAGGAAGUUGCCCAAACUAUGGAAAAGCUAUCAUUGUUGAAACGCUGGAAGAUAAAAAUAAGGAUGAUCAUUUUAAUUUCCAAUUUUUAAAUGAAAUACAUACUGGUUAUUUGGGCAGAAUAAGCGUGAAUAUUGUCGAACUUCCAUAUGAUAAAAGUGGAAUAGCUAUGCAUCAUGGUUAUGCAGCAUCGUGUCCAAUAGAUAUACAUGAAGAAAGGUUGCUAGAAGGAAUGGAUGAUUACAAUUAUGAUAUGUGCAAGUCUAGGAUGUUAUCAUCUCCUCUCACCAUGAAGGAAUAUGAUCGCAAAAGUAAUACAUUUAAGUAUUAUGGCCUUUAUGGUUUUGGUGGUCGACUAGGUUCGAAUAUUAUAAAUAAUGCAAAAAGGGCAGGAAGAGGUGAAAGGCGUACGAAUAACAUAACGCUACCAAUGAAGAACCCAGGGUUAAUAAAAAACUUGUUCGAUUGCUCUAUAUACUCCUAUUGUUUAGGACCUUGUAUGGAGGGCACGUACAGAAAUAAAUGCUUCCGGAAUUUACCAGCUUAUUAUAAUCACGCAACAGGUGAAUGUGUCAUACUUGGUACACAUGAACAGGAAAGAACAAGUAACUGCAGAAAGGAAAAAAAUGACUUAAGUAAACCCAACUGUCAGAAGAUUAGGAAAACCCCAGAUUCAAAGGAUUGGACAUAUGUUACUUCAUUUAUUAGGCCUGAUUAUGAAGAAAAAUGUCCACCUAGAUUUCCUCUCAAUGACAAAAGUUUUGGGAUCUACGAUGAACGAACAGGAAAAUGCAGAAGUAUCGUCCAAAGAAAUAAUUUCAUUGGUAUUCAAAAUUUCAACGGCUGUUUAGAAUAUUUGUUUAUCACCUCUCCAAAGGAUUUAUAUAGUAGGGGGAUAGGUAAAUACUGGGGGGUAUGGAUUGCAAAAGAGCCCGUUAAUCAGGAUAAUAUUUUUAAGGUUACUGGGGAAUGCUACUAUGUACUUCAAAGACCAACGUGCGUCAUCCACAAAGAGAACCACUUUUCAUUCACAUCUCUCACUACAAAUGACAUUGAUUUUUAUCAGAAUUUUAAUAUAGAACCUGUGGAAGAAUUAAUUGAACCGAGUAAUAUUGUUGGUUUUGCUAAAGAGCGUAACAGUAAUAGAAGGGCUAAGAGUAGGACACAGGUAGCGGAAGACAAGGCGCUCAAUCCAUCAGAUUUUGAUUUCAGUGCUAAGCAUGACGGACGUGCAGGAGGGGAAAGGGAAAAUGAAGAAGAAAUAAGGGUAGAGGAAGCAAGAAGGUUAGAGGAAAAAAGAAGGUUAGAGGAAAAAAGAAGGUUAGAGGAAAAAAGAAGGUUAGAGGAAGAAAGAAGGGUAGAGGAAGAAAGAAGGUUAGAGGAGGCUAGAAAAGCGGAAGAGGCUAGAAAGGCAGAAGAGGUUAGAAAAGCGGAAGAGACUAAAAGAAAAGCUGAGGAGGUUAGAAAAGCGGAAGAGACUAAAAGAAAAGCUGAGGAGGUUAGAAAAGCUGAGGAGGUUAGAAAAGCGGAAGAGACUAAAAGAAAAGCUGAGGAGGUUAGAAAAGCGGAAGAGACUAAAAGAAAAGCAGAAGAGGCUAAAAGAAAAGCUGAGGAAGCUAGAAAAGUAGAAGAGGUUAGACGGGCUGAGGAGGUUAGAAAGGCAGAAGUGGCUAGAAAAGCGGAAGAGGCUAAAAGAAAAGCACAAGAGGCUAGAAAAGCGGAAGAGGCUAAAAGAAAAGCUGAGGAGGCUAGAAAGGCAGAAGAGGUUAGACGGGCUGAGGAGGCAAGAAAAGCUGAGGAGGCUAGAAAAGCAGAAGAGGCUAGAAAAGCGGAAGAGGCUAGAAAAGCGGAAGAGGCUAGAAAAGCAGACGAGGCUAGAAAAGCGGAAGAGGCUAAAAGAAAAGCAGAAGAGGCUAGAAAAGCAGACGAGGCUAGAAAAGCGGAAGAGGCUAAAAGAAAAACUGAGGAGGCUAGAAAAGCAGAAGAGGCUAGAAAAGCGGAAGUGGCUAAAAGAAAAGCUGAGGAGGCUAGAAAAGCAGAAGUGGCUAAAAGAAAAGCUGAGGAGGCUAGAAAAGCAGAAGAAGCUAGACGGGCUGAGGAGGUUAGAAAGGCAGAAGAGGCUAAAAGAAAAGCAGAAGAGGCUAGACGGGCUGAGGAGGUUAGAAAGGCAGAAGAGCUUAGGAAGGCUGAGGAGGCUAGAAAAGCGGAAGUGGCUAGAAAGGCUGAGGAGGCUAGAAAAGCGGAAGAGGCUAAAAGAAAAGCAGAAGAGGCUAAAAGAAAAGCUGAGGAAGCUAGAAAAGUAGAAGAGGCUAGAAAGGCUGAGGAGGCUAAAAGAAAAACUGAGGAGGCUAAAAGAAAAACUGAGGAGGCUAAAAGAAAAACUGAGGAGGCUAGAAAAGCAGAAGAGGCUAAAAAAGCGGAAGAGGCUAAAAGAAAAGCAGAAGAGGCUAGAAAAGCGGAAGUGGCUAAAAGAAAAGCUGAGGAGGCUAGAAAAGCAGAAGAAGCUAGACGGGCUGAGGAGGUUAGAAAGGCAGAAGAGGCUAGACGGGCUGAGGAGGUUAGAAAGGCAGAAGAGGCUAGAAAAGCGGAAGAGGCUAGAAAAGCAGACGAGGCUAGAAAAGCGGAAGAGGCUAAAAGAAAAGCAGAAGAGGCUAGAAAAGCAGACGAGGCUAGAAAAGCGGAAGAGGCUAAAAGAAAAGCAGAAGAGGCUAGACGGGCUGAGGAGGUUAGAAAGGCAGAAGAGGCUAGAAAAGCAGAAGAGGCUAGAAAAGCGGAAGAGGCUAAAAGAAAAGCAGAAGAGGCUAAAAGAAAAGCUGAGGAAGCUAGAAAAGCAGAAGAGGCUAGAAAGGCUGAGGAGGCUAAAAGAAAAGCUGAGGAGGUUAGAAAAGCGGAAGAGGCUAAAAGAAAAGCAGAAGAGGCUAGAAAAGCAGACGAGGCUAGAAAAGCGGAAGAGGCUAAAAGAAAAGCAGAAGAGGCUAGAAAAGAAGAAGAGGCUAGACGGGCUGAGGAGGUUAGAAAAGCAGAAGAGCUUAGGAAGGCUGAGGAGGCUAGAAAAGCGGAAGUGGCUAGAAAGGCUGAGGAGGCUAAAAGAAAAGCUGAGGAGGUUAGAAAAGCGGAAGAGGCUAGAAAAGCGGAAGAGGCUAGAAAAGCGGAAGAGGCUAGAAAAGUAGAAGAGGCUAGAAAAGCUGAAAAGGCUAGAAAAGUAGAAGAUGCUAGAAAGGCGGAAGAGGCUAGAAAAGCAGAAGAGGCUAGGCGGGCUGAGGAGGAAAGAAAGGCUGAGGAGGAAAGAAAGGCUGAGGAGGUUAGGAAGGCUGAGGAGGUUAGGAAGGCUGAGGAGGUUAGGAAGGCUGAGGAGGUUAGGAAGGCUGAGGAGGUUAGGAAGGCUGAGGAGGUUAGGAAGGCUGAGGAGGUUAGGAAGGCUGAGGAGGAAAGAAAAGCUGAGGAGGAAAGAAAGGCAGAAGAGGCUAGACGGGCUGAGGAGGUUAGAAAGGCAGAAGAGGUUAGACGGGCUGAGGAGGUUAGAAAGGCAGAAGAGGUUAGACGGGCUGAGGAGGUUAGAAAAGCGGAAGAGGCUAGACGGGCUGAGGAGGCAAGAGUCGAGGAAGAGGCAAAGAAAAAAGUCGCUCAUGUGAGUAAAGAAGGCGUGGACGAAGAGGAUGAUAGGAAGACAAAGGAUUUAUUUUCGGAUAGUGUUAUAAGUAUUGAGCAAGAAAAAAAUGGGAAUUUAAUUCUGAAUGAGGAUAAGAGGACUGAGGGUUUCGCAACGACGGGAGUUGCUGAUUCAUCUAAUAGCAGCAGGGAAGAGUCAAAGGAGUUUCAAAAGCAUAAGUUCAAUGACAAUAAUCUUUCUGGUGAAAAUGGAAAUUCUGAAAGUAAUUCGAAUGAAGAAGAAUAUAAUAAAGAAAUUUUCGAAGAGGAAAUCGAAGAAGCGAAAAUGAGAAAGCAGAUUGAUGAUAAGGAUAUGGGGUCGGAGAUUCCAAAGAGUAAUUCUGCACCCGAAAAAUAUGAAUCGAGAGAUGAUAAAUUAGAUAAGGAUGAAUAUAUAAAGAGAGACGAUAAAAAAACGCGGGAGGAGAUAAUAAAUUUAUCCGAAAAAAACCCAUGUACUGUUGACGUUUCUUCAAAGUUUUGCGAUUAUAUGAGGGAAAGCAUAUCUUCUGGUAAUUGCUCUGAUGGAGAGAGAAAAAGACUGUGCUGCUCAAUUUCAAAUUAUUGUUUAAAGUAUUUUAGUUAUAGUUCAAAUGAGUAUUAUAAAUGUAUGAAUGAAGAAUUUGGCCACAAGGAUUACAAAUGUUUUCAGAAGAGUAGAGUUUCAAACGCGGCUUAUUUUGCUGGAGCAGGAAUAGUACUGAUACUCCUGCUUGCCAUCGUUUCAAAAGCUACUCUGGGAAAAUGGUUUAAUGAAGCUACCUUUGAUGAGUUUGAUGAAAAUUAUGAAAAAGUCUACACAUUAGCAAUGAUAAACAGGGAACAGAUACAGGAAGCGGGGUCGUUAGAUUUUUCCGGGUACAUGUCUGAUAAAUGA